Messenger RNA from Pyricularia oryzae 70-15, 3344 nucleotides. RefSeq lists its product as uncharacterized. Gene Ontology annotation, biological process: cellular response to glucose starvation; protein catabolic process in the vacuole. The coding region runs from base 485 to 2158 and encodes 557 amino acids. The record is from RefSeq and is a predicted model, not a curated record. Lineage: Eukaryota; Fungi; Ascomycota; Sordariomycetes; Magnaporthales; Pyriculariaceae. The transcript is spliced from 3 exons.
CAUUACCUCCCGACUGCACCCCACAAGAAACCCAAGAACAUCCAGAACAAAUCUUGGUGGAGCGCCUGGAGCAAACGAGACAGACCCCAGACCGGCGGUACCACACGCACCCGCACCGCACGGCUUUGGUUUUUUUUCUCCUCUCCUAUACUAUACCAACGCUCCCUCCCCAUUUUCAUCCGUCAAUUCCCUUGACUCGACAAAUCACGGUUUCCUAUACCUAGGUAUCUUUUGUGCACACGGCCAGAAACCAGAGAGAUACUGCUUCUCUCAUACAUACCGACAGUGUGCCACCGACUCAACUCGACUCACCCACUCACCCACACGCACUCUAUGAGGGGAAAUAACACCGCUGCUGCACCCAAUCAAUCGCUCAUGAGCAGCCAGCCAAGCUGCCGCACCUACCGCGCAUGACGUUGCGACAUUGCACGCAGCAAUCCAACCUUUCAACCUCGCUCGCUCCCUUGGCUCGACCUUGCUCACCAUGGCUGUCGUUCUGCAAUCUGACGACAACAGUUAUUUCCAGACUGGAGGUCUGAGGAGGUCACAUUCACAACCCAAAUUCGGCUCACAACAUUCCUCAGCUCCCUUCCGCCAGUCCACCUCGGCCUCACACAUAGCCGACUCAUACAGCCACCACAUGAAGCACUCGACAUCACCCACGUCAGUGGCCAUCUUCUCGGACUCGGAAGACGACACGGAUUUCUCGCUACCCAACUAUGCAAGCAGCACCAGCGUCACCACCGGCUACUCUUCCAGCGAACUGGACGACAUGGAGGCACCAUCAAGUCCAAGGACUGGCGAUACGUCCAGCAUAAACGACGACGAUACAACCCCGACGGAGGACUCGUCGCACCCCAUAACCCCGUCCGAACACGCCGAUGAUGACCUUACCAUGAGUCAUCGUCCUAAGCAGCACGUUGACUAUCUCUCCCACAACUGGAGAGAAGAGGAUAUUUGGGAAUCUUGGAAGUAUGUUGUGGCCAGGCGGCAGGAGUAUGGAAACUCGGCACGCCUGGAGAAUGCUUCGUGGAGGACGUGGAUGAAGGCAAAAAACAACUUGCCUACGGUAUCCCCGGAAUCUGUUAAUUGGCUCAAGGACUGUGACGUGACAUGGUUGUAUGGCCCUCUACAGAUGGCCUCCAGCAGGUCCGACCCAGUCGAGAUCUCACGCCGUCAGAGUGAGAGGCCCAAAUCGACCACCACGGACAAGAAGCCUAUCCUCAAAAAGCGAAGCAUGUCGGAGGUUAUGCUUCAGAGGUCGAUAUCGACGUCUUCUCUGGUCAGACAGGCAGCCGCUGCCGUGCAGGCACAACAAAAAGAAGGCGUGCUCAGGCCAUCAGCCCGACCGAGGCUGGAAAGAGCAGCGACAGAUUACAUUACCUUGCCACUUUCUUCUAGGAAUCUUAGCCCAGGAACUGCUGGGUCAAGUCACGCUGCUAGCAGUUCUUCAUCCCGACUUGAGUCGCCCUCUGGCGAGAGAAAACACAUACAUUUCAAAGAGGAGGUCGAGCAGUAUAUAGCUCUUGAUGUCAGGGGAGACGACGAUGACAACAUGUGUCCUGUAGAUGACAGUGACUCGGAGAACGAAGCUCUCAUGAUGAGGCGUACCAAGAUCAAGAAGAAGAGACCUGUUCUUCGUAGAACCGGAAGCUCGGGGGCUGAGAAGACUAUUGCGCCAUUACCUUCGACGACCCUCAAGUAUACAGGCUGCGAGGGGGAGGACGAUGCAUCAUCGGCCAUGAGACACAGUUAUCGGAGUCCGACAUUGACACCCUCUUCGUCGCAGGAGACUUUGAGACCAACCAAACGGGGAGGCGAUGAGUACGAGGAGGGCGAUGAAACCUCCUGUUCUAAAACAAAGGGGAAGGGGAAGAAAUCGGGUGGAUUUUCAUUCGCUUCCGACAGUGAGGACGACGAAAGUGACGAUGACAUGCCUACCAUGGGCAAGGGCAAGGGCAACACACCCUCCACUGGCUCCGGACUGAAGCGCACGUCCUCGUCUAGUGGUCUCGCAAAGCGAACAUCUUCAUCAACCAACCUCGCUGCCGCCGCAUCCUCCAUGACCGAGUCGACAAGCAGCACUGGAGGAAUGCGACGGACAGAAUCCGCACGAGAUAUUGCGCAUGUCAUUUGGAACGUUGGUUGGACAAAGUAGCCUUUUUGUCUAUUACUGAGAGCGAAGUGUGCGGUGCGCAUUUAAGGGAGAUUGUAUUGGUUACAAGGCCUGAGUCUAAUAUCGGCCCGGCCAAGUGUCGGAGACUUGCUUUCGAGGACGAGCUACAACCGGCAUCUAUUCAUGGCUGGCACAUCACCUAUCACAACAUUUCGGCAACAGCGAGGAAGUCAGGACACUGUGAAUGGCAACCACGUCGCACAAUAUGUACUAGGUGGCAGUGUGGCCGACGAUGGAUGUGGGAUUACACGACUAUCCGCACCGAACAUUCUCCAAGACAUCGAUCUUGUGGGACAUGUUGACUGGCCCUAACGUCGGGAUCCCCGCUCAGAUCUACUCACCAGAAAUCCCCAAAACGAACACCGCAUUCACGAGUAUCUUAUCAACGACGAAACACCAUAUACUUGGCUUGUGGCAGGUCACACCAAGUCAUGGUAUUCGAAAAGCUCUCGAACCAACUUGAUCAAUCUCUGAGCACUUGCGUGCUAUCGCACGAACUAUCAAGACGAUUCAUAAUCGACCCGAAGAGGUCAUCCAUCAAGCGAGCGACCUCCGGCUGUAUGUUUUUUGUUUUACUAUAAUCGUGGGACGGAUUCCUUCAUUCAAGCUUAGGGCCAUGGCUGUGGUGUUCCGGUCUUGUUUUCAUUUUCAGAAGUUGUCGACAUGAUCAACUGUUUGUCUUUUUUUUCAACCAUUUAUGGGGCAACUAAUGUUUUAGCCCUCACCUUAUCUGUCAUUUCCAAGACUUGUUCCGGAGGGGUUUCCACAUUUAGGCGUUUCUUGUUCGGUUCUCGAGGGACGUGCAAUACCCAUUCCUAUGCACAGGCACAAUCAACGACCAAAGGUACCGGGGCGUCAGAUGCAUACAAAAAAAGUUUCUGUUUGUUCUGUUUUUAUUUUGGGACUACGGGUCAAAAGUCACGGGGUAUGUCUAUUUUACUGGAACUUCUUGUGCCGUUGGUUUGCCCUUAUGGGCAAAAUGCGGGCGUUUUGAGGAUUUAUAGAGAACAAGCGUUGAGUAAUACAGGGGUUGUUAUGGAGAAGCGGGCCGGCGAAUGAAAGAAUGAGGAAGAUGAGCAGUCAGAUAGCGGAGCUGAAAGUCUGUAUCUACCGGUAGCAAAGAUGAACAUGAGAGCUGGAGAAGUAGUCAAGUUCCCAUUCUGAGCAG